CUUCGGCCACCUUUUCACAGUCUGUGGCAGUCAGGAGGCCGAGUUGUGUGAAUGCCUGCAAGAAAAAUAAACGAACACACAAACCCCAAAAACGCAGUCAGGAAAAGAGUAAUUUCCAUUGUAAUUAAAGUGAAAUCGGAGGAACAAAAGUGGCCGCCUGGUUCGAGGAAAUGUGUUUGCCAAAUAAAUUGAUGAGAAUGUGCAUUUGAUUGUAGGCUUCUAGACAGCUCACUGGAUUCGGUUCGAUUCGAGCAGGCCAGGGCAGGGCAUUCUGCAUUCUGGAAGAAGACAAGGUCCAAAUGCUAAUAUCCCUAGAAGACGCAUCUACGGGAAUCACAGCUGCUAGACAGAACUGAAAGGAGGAGGCUCCGCCGAUACAUAACCACAUUUAGAGAGACCAAGAGCCAUGGCGCCAUUUAAGCUGAAGUUUCGCAUGGGCAGCUCCCGGAGUACAUCGCAAGAGCACGACCCGGAUCCGCAGGUGAACGAGGCUCUACUGGGCAACCAGCAACAGCAGCAGGAGGUUCAGAAACAACAGCACCACAACAACCAAGAGCUGCUCCAGCAGCACGUGGAAGUGGAGGCCAGCAGCAGCUCCAGCCUAGACCUGGCCGACUGCAAUGGUCUGGGUCCAAUGAGCAGCGAGCGAAAGCGUCUCUUGCCACAGAACAGCAACAGCAACAGCAUGCGUUACCUCAACCAGAGCCGCACGCCGUGCAUCAACGAGUCGCUGACGGACACGGAUGCCGAGAUUUUACCCACCACCCCACCGCCUUCCUACGAGCAUGUGCUAGAGGAGGACACGCGCUUGUCCCAGCAUCAGCGACAGGUGUCCCAGGACAGCGCCACCUUGGAGCAGCUGGAGGGGGGGAACAGCAGAAGCAGCACCAGCAGCAGCCUGUGCAACGAUCCGGACUGCCAGCAGAAUCUCAACCAGAACUACUCACAUUGCGGCGCCAGCAGCAGCCUCGGGGGCAACCACCACAACAACAACAACAACAACAACGAGGGGGAGCGCGAGGGAGUGUUCGAGCUGGAGCAGCAGAGCGACACGGAGUUCGAUUGUCCGGAGGACGACCUCAACACGAUUAGCGUGAACGAAUUUCUACUGGAAACGGAAAUGGCGGCAUCCUCUUCCCGGUGCACGGACAACCUCUACGCCGGAGACGAGAAUGAUGCAGGGCAGAGCCAGUGCACGGACGACCAGUGUGCCCAGUGCAGCGAGGAGCGUGGGGCGGCCGGAGAGGAGGCGGCUCCCGACGGGGACGAGGCCAGCACCAGCAGUCAGGCAGCAGCAUUCUACGACCCACUUUUGAAUCGCGGCAGCUACGUCAGCUACAACGAGGGUGGCAAUUCCAAUUCGAGGCCCGUCUCUAGCAACAGUCAGCUGUGCCAGGAAGCCUGCUGUUCCGGCUCCGCCUCCGGUUCGGUGGCUUCCCGUUCCCGCAGUGGACGUCGCCAGCAACAGCAGCAGCAGCAGCAGCAACAAUCCAAUUGCCACACCAAUCUGCUCACACCGGAAAUGAUGAGCAACAAGACGAGCAAGGAGAUCUACAAGGAUCUGGCCAAGCAAUGGGGCAUCACAUGCAAAAUGUCCGAGAGCUGUCGGUGCAUGGACUGCCAGAGUAACUACUUCGAUUGCGACUACGAUGAUAACGAACACCAUAAGACAGACGGCGGCCUGGGCGCCGGCACACCCAUGUUCAUCAGCGAGGUAAUGCAUGGCUCUGGAUGCACCAUUUUGUAGAGGGAGACCCGAGACCCGCAUCCACAGACCACACCCACUGGUGGGCUAUAGAUUUGCUGAAAAAGAUGUCCCAUUGUCUUAUAGAAUUAUUCGAAGAUUAGUCGAAAGCAAACGAUGUGAAUGUUCUAUGUAGUAAGUACUCCUCCCGUUUGGUACAGUACCGGAAGGAGCAGCUUCACGUAAUUUGCACUGAAUGUUUGCACACUAAUUUGCAGUUCAAGUGCACUGAUACGAGUACAUAUAUUGUAGUAUGUAUACAUAUGUAGGUUUGUUAUUAUAGAGUAUCAAAAGUAAUUCAUAGAAUGGAAUGCCAAUUGGCGUUGGCCAGCCAGCGGAUGAUGGGCUUUAAAGAGAUCAAUUGGGAAGGGAAUGAAACUAAUUAAGCGGCGACAAGUACAUAUAUUUUUGGUGUCAACUGUAGGAUUUAUAGAUGUUUAAGCAAGGCCAAGAUUUCGGCAACGUUUUGCAAUUGUAUCGAAUUGAAUUGAAUCGAAUCGAAGAUGAACUAAUUAUAUUAUAGGCAUUAACCCACCUUGCAGAUGAAUAUAUUUAAUGUGUGUUCUUUCCUUUAGGGUGUUGUAUCCCUUGAAUGAAACGAAACGAAAUGUGGAACCUUUUCCCUAUGCACUAGGCUCUUUCGCUCGAGCUUAUCGUAAUCCGGAAGGAAUCCCAAACAGGAUUUGUCCAAACCUUUGCUUUAUCCGUAGUGUUUAUAUGUAUUUUUGUACAUGCAUAGCAAAACUAGAAGGAUUACUCUAGACAAGAUCCAACAUUAAGGUGUAGUUGGGUGGCAUUCCAGUUCCAGUGCCGUUGAAAAUGCAUACUCACUCGUAGUUUUUUUGUCUGGGGAUAUCAAGCCAUUUGGAUUACGCAGAGACAGAAUAUAGAAGCAGAAGAAGAUGGAAUGACACUACUACUACUACUACUAGUUGUUAUUGUCCAAACAAUUAAGCUAGUCGGCACUUUUGUGCGUUGUGGUGUUUAGAGACAAGUCAGUUGUUCCCUGAAAGUCAAUGCGAAACCAAUUUAACUUCAUCGAAAAGACGACACGAUAUGAAACGGUGCAAUGUUAAUUAAUUAUUUAUUAUUAAUCCGAACGAUCUGAAAAAAAAAACGUAGUCUGAAGCUAAAAAAGUAUUCGUAUUGUCCCAAAUUAGAAUCUUUGAAUGUAUUAACUCUAACGCUAGAAGUAAUGUACGCCGAUGAAGGGGAGGGGGGGUUUCAUUCGUAAAAAAAAAAAAAUAGUAAAGGUAUCAUAAUCGAUAGUAAAAGCAAAAACUGACUAAGUCUGUUAGCGAUUAGAGGGAAAUUAAAUGGAUAUAAAUGAUGAAACAAAAACAAACAAAAACUAAAAGAAAUGUUGAAGAAAUAGUUUAAAAUUCCAAUUAAAUGUGUAUUUAAAUCACAAAUGAAAUCGCAAACCAAACGAACCGAAUCGAACCGAACAGGCCUGGUCAAUGUUAGUUCAAUUUGAAAAAGGAUCGUAGGAAUUGUACAAAAAUUGUAUUUCGAAUGUUACGCUUGAGCUUUGGUACUCGUGCAACAACAAAAAUCAUAGCAUACAGAAUACAGAAUAUAUGUGCAUUAAACACCCUUGACUUUUGUUUUAUUACUCAAGUCCUCAUCGCCAUGAUCCUGCAGAAGAGACACCAUGGGU
Molecule: messenger RNA, 3404 nt
Organism: Drosophila obscura
Lineage: Eukaryota; Metazoa; Arthropoda; Insecta; Diptera; Drosophilidae
Product: protein kinase 4
Exons: 7
Coding region: 407-1747 (446 amino acids)
Source: RefSeq, a predicted model, not a curated record